AGGAGGUCCUACUGAACUACUGAGUAGCAAAAACUGAGACAUGACCCAUACUUUGUGUGUUAGGCAUUCAUGGCAAUGAGUGGUGUUUGUAUUGUUAAGUUUCACAGCCCUUCCUGAUAUUUGGCCAUGGUAAAGCCAUUCAUCGGAUGGACCUUGAUGGGAAGAACCAGAGAAGACUUGUGGCUGGGGUGGGAAGAUCUAUCCUGCUUGACUUUCAUUUCAGAGAAGAGACAGUUUACUGGGCCGACACACAAACUGGUGUCAUCUACAAAUCAUCAGUGAAAGGAGGACACAGACAGAAACUUUAUUCAUCCGACAAACAUAUCUCAGGGAUUGCAGUGGACUGGAUUUGGAACAGCAUAUAUUGGACAAGUGCAGAGAAGGGAAAAAUCAAGAGAAUGGAUAUGAAUGGGAAAAAUGAAAGAACUCUUUUAAGACACUUGACCCAACCAAGUUGUGUAACAGUUGAUCCCACUAACAGGUUUCUUUUUUGGCUGUCUGGUGAGACGACUCCAAGCAUCCAGCGGUCUGAUAUGACAGGUCAGAUGAAAACCACUCUUAUCAAGAUAGCCAAACAACUGAAAGCACUGUCCAUUGACCGGAGGGAGAAAAGACUGUUCUGGGUUCAGUUUGGUCUGCAAGGAGAAAGUGCCAUUGCCUCUUGCAAUUACAAUGGGAAUGUCCUGCACAUCAUAGAUCAGCCAUUUCGGUCUCAGUCACUAGGAAUAUCAGUUUUUCUGGAGUACUUAUACUACACUGAUGCUGCAUCUCGGGUCUUAAAACGAGUAAACAAGUAUACUGUUGGAGACCCACUGAAUGUAAACAUCAAACCAAUGGCAAAACCCCCAGUUGAUAUUAAGGUGGUACAUCUCCUCAACCAGCCAAUGGCAGACUCCCAGUCAUCAUUUCCAGGUUGUGAUGAACAGAGUGGAAACUGUGUGAAUGUGUGUUCCAGCCAAGCCGAGCAAGGGACCUGCCAGUGCAGUGAAGGCUUUGCUAUCAGUAAGCAAGGCACUCAUUGUGAAGAUGUGAAUGAAUGUGCCCUCUGGAACCAUGGCUGCUCUCUUGGUUGUGAAAACAUCCCAGGAUCCUAUUUCUGUACCUGCCCUAAAGGAUAUGCCCUCCUACCAGACAAGAAGACAUGCCAAGAGAUCAUGCCAUGUGAAGGCAAUAUCACGAAGUGCGGCCAUGGAUGCCUGACAACAGACGAGGGUGUGGUCUGCGUGUGUCCUGAGGGAUCUUUACUACGGGAAGAUGGACAAGCUUGUACUGGCUGCUCGUCUGCAGACAGAGGGGGUUGCAGUCAGCUCUGUAUUCCAGUCGCCCUUAAUAGGUGGCAGUGUGGCUGCCUGCCUGGCUACCAGCUCCAUCAGGACGGCAAGCACUGCAUUGCCUCUGGACCACCACCUUAUCUGCUAGUUGCCAAUCUAGUGGAUGUACGACAAAUUCACCCUGAUGGCACUGAGGAUCAAACUGUGGUACAGGAGCCCAGAGGAACAAUCAUAGCUGUGGACUAUGACCCCGUCCAGAGCAAAGUGUACUUUGCUAGUACAAGCCAGAAGACAAUUGUGCGGGUUGAUAUGAGAGGCAGAUCCAGGGACGUUCUUGUCUCUGACGAUUUGGGCUCUCCAGAAGGACUGGCUAUUGACUGGGUCCACCACAGAAUGUACUGGACAGAUAAAAGCCAGUCAACGGUUGACUGGAGCACUUUGACUGGGCUGAACAGAGAAACCAUUAUAAACAAAGGGCUGGAAAAACCGAGAGGAAUCGCAGUUCAUCCUUUGGCAAAGAAGUUGUUCUGGACUGAUAUAGGCGCACAGCCUGUUGUGGAAAGUGCCUCUUUGGAAGGAAAAGACCGUGUCGUAGUUGCUAGCACCAACCUUGUGUCGCCCAGCGGCCUGGCGAUCGAUUACACAGAGGAUCGUCUGUUCUGGUGCGACCAGAGGAGGGGAGUGGUGGAAACUGCUGCCCUGGAUGGUUCAGAUCGACAGGUCCUGAUAGAGAACCAAGUAGGUAGACCUUUUGACCUUGCAGUAUUUGAGGACAGGUUGUGGAUAUCGGAUCAGGAGAACCAGCAGCUGAGGAGUGUACACAAGCGGACUGGGAAAACGCUGCAACGUAUCCAUGACAACAUGGUCCAACCAGCAUCCAUUGUGGUGGUUCAUCCGCUUGCUAAACCAGGGGCAGAUGUUUGCCUUCACCUGAAUGGAGGAUGUACCCAGGUGUGUGAAAGCAAACUGGGAUUCUCCCACUGCUCCUGUCUGUCACACUACAUCCUGUCAGCUGAUGAAAAAACUUGUUUGCCAGUUGAUCCCUUGAACGGAACGACAGUGAACAGUGAGAACACACCCCUGACUACACCGAGGCUGUCAACUGACAAAGUGAAGGACAAUUCAGACUCCGAUGUCGGCAGUGAGCCAACUCUCUUCACUGACAAGAUGGUUUCAGACCAGAAUGAGUGUUACUCUCUUCGCUGUGAUGUAAAUGCACAGUGCCUGGUGAAUGCCGGCAGUCCAACCUGCCUAUGCGUAGAGGGUUUUACAGGUGACGGACAGCUGUGUGUGGGUGAGUAUUUCUGUUCCUGUGCAAUCCAUGAAGCCAAAAAAAAAAAAAAAAGGUGCCACACUGUAUAUUUAACUAAAUUAUAUCCCUAAUUUUCUCAAGAGUUGAAGACCACACUGAUGACGACCAGUAGCUCUGCUGAUGUCACCACAAGGCGCUACAACAGCAACUCAGUAGAGAGUUGCCCCUCCACCCAUGAAUCCUACUGUCUGUACGAGGGCGUCUGCUUCUACUUUCCUGAAAUGGACUCCUAUGCUUGCAAUUGUGUAUCUGGCUACAUGGGCGAGCGAUGCCAAUUCAGCGACCUGGAGUGGUGGGAGCUUCAGCAGGCUGAGGAAGAGAAGAGAAGAAAUGUGGUCAUUGCGACCUGCAUGGUGGCCCUUGUUUCCUUGCUCUCCAUCGCUGCCUGUGUCACGUACUGCUAUGGAACUAGGAAAUUCUUCCGCAAAGAGCCCUCAGUGGAUAAUGUGAGUGAGAGCAUCGUGACAGAUGAAAGCAUGUCAGAGUCCACUACUACCAGUGUGCCUCGGUUCCAAAUGGUUGCAGAAAAUAGUGUGGAAGGAAUGGACAUCCCUCCCACAGACUGUCCCAGGAGAGCCGUCUGCCCAUCCUGCUCUUCAGAAACGGGUGACAACCCCAUGCCUGAAGAGCCAGAAACGCUGUCCAAACACAACAGAGGCUAUGAAUGUUCCAUGGUGUCAGCUGCUGUCAUGGAAUCCAACCAACCCACCAUCCAUCAUUUAAGUCCAUCACUGUCAAGCUCAUAUACCUUUACGUCUUUCAAACCACCACUGCCUGCCCAGGAUCCCAGCCCCGAGUCCCUUGCCUCUUAGUUUACCAUAGAGACUGACACAACUGCAAAGUUAAAUGCACACUCUCUAACAUCUGGCUGACGUACAAAUUUCAAGUUCAUAGUUUCAUUCCAAAAUGAAAUACCUCACUGAAGCCGUUACCUAGCUAAAUAUUUUUUGUGGCAUUUAUUAAAUUAGCAAAUAUCUGGUUUUCUACUCUCAACUGUAGGUUUAUAUUAGACAUACUUUAUUUGUGCCAGACUAGCUCAUAAAAUCUAUUCUAAACACAGUAUCUGGUGGCAUUGCCUAGAAUGAAGUGGUACACAAAAAAUGAUGCUGCACCACAAGUAAAAGGAAACUAACUAUAGCUAACACUCAGCUAGUUAACGGAGUGUUAUCACCUUA
Messenger RNA from Scatophagus argus, 3758 nucleotides. It is a transcript of the gene egf, whose product is annotated as epidermal growth factor. The record is from RefSeq and is a predicted model, not a curated record. The transcript is spliced from 21 exons. NCBI's taxonomy places the organism in Eukaryota, Metazoa, Chordata, Actinopteri, Scatophagidae. Gene Ontology annotation, molecular function: calcium ion binding.